This is a messenger RNA of Serpula lacrymans var. lacrymans S7.9, 644 nucleotides long. RefSeq lists its product as uncharacterized. Lineage: Eukaryota; Fungi; Basidiomycota; Agaricomycetes; Boletales; Serpulaceae. The coding region runs from base 122 to 538 and encodes 138 amino acids. The record is from RefSeq and is a predicted model, not a curated record. The transcript has 5 exons.
GAGUGGAAACUUGAAUUUAAAGGCAGGCGGUAUAAGGCCAUCCAACUCAUUCCUGCAUUUCUCACUUCCUCAUCCACCAACCACUCGCAUCUUAUCUUUCUUCUCCUUCCACACAUUAGACAUGGUUGUUUACGAGUCUGUUACCGCUGAGGCCGACACUCACAUUGACCACUCCGGAGGCCUCUUGAAGAAGGGCUCUCUCCUCGUUGCCAUGAUUAACGCCUCUGAGUUCAACAAGAUCUUCAAGGCGCCUGAGCCAAACGCUGAGCGUGAGGCCAAAUUGCACAGCAUUACGGAGGAUCUCGAAGAUUUCCUGCCAACAAUUGACGCCAGUGGCAUUUUCGAAUACUUCCAACCCGAAGAAUGGUUUGGAAACGAGAACUACGGACGUGCUAUGAUGGCCGCCUGGUGGCUCAAGGCGCACCCAGAGGCCUUGACCCCUGACGUUCGCACCAACAUUGCCAAGCUGCUCAAGGUUGGCGGAGAGACUUUCCAGAAGGAAUUCCUUUUCGUUUAUCCUGAGGCACAAGACUUCUGAGGGAUGUAAUAUGCGACGAGUACUUAGAGCACCAUAAAUUAUACUUGUUGUGUGUUGUAAUCCUAGUUUUGAAUCGUUGAUCACUGCAUACCAUCGGUUUCAAGAG